Dromiciops gliroides (monito del monte) is the source of this 1869-nucleotide messenger RNA. RefSeq names its product EPM2A interacting protein 1 (gene EPM2AIP1). Lineage: Eukaryota; Metazoa; Chordata; Mammalia; Microbiotheria; Microbiotheriidae. The coding region runs from base 1 to 1869 and encodes 622 amino acids. The record is from RefSeq and is a predicted model, not a curated record. The transcript has a single exon.
AUGGCGUUCUCCAAGAUGUGGUCUAACCCGAAGAGGCGCCGACCUGAGGUGGAGGAGCAGCACGUGUUCCGGUCCGAGUGGACCCUGCGCUACCUGGUGGUGGAGCGGGCCGACGGGGAAGGGGCCGAGUGUCUGGUGUGCCACCGGCCCAUCGUGGCCACCCGCGAGCGUGACGUGCGGCGCCACUACGAAGCCGAGCACGACCAGUACGAGUCAUACUCGUCGGGCGAGGAGCGCGAGGCGCUGGUAGAGAGACUGCGGCGCGGGGACGUGCUGUUGGCCGCCGCCCAGGCGCGCGAGGAGCGGGGGGCGCGCGCCAGUCUCGGGAUCGCGCACCUGCUGGCGCUCCACGGGCGGCCGUGGACUGACGGGGGGCUGGUUCUACGCUGCCUGGAAACCGUGCUGCGAGAGGCGCUGCCAGAGCAUUACAGUGUGAUCCACGAAGUGGACCUGACGACUGAGACCCUGGCCCUGCGGACCCUCGGCCUGGCCCGCAAUCUGUUCAGGCAGCUGGUGACGCGCGGCUCCGUCUUCCAGGCCUAUUCCCUGGCGCUUGAUGACCAGCCCUUUGUGGGCACAGAGAACCGCCUGCUAGUGUUCGUGCGCGGCGUGGACCAGGACUACGAGGUGGACGAGGAGCUGCUGCUGUCGGUGAACCUGGUGGGGCAACCCGACUGCCCCCACAUCGUGCAGCUCAUCGAAGAAGCCCUGGCGCGCAUCAGCUUGCCAUGGGACAAGCUGGUGGGCGUGGUGUCCACGGGCACGCCGUGGAUCACUUCGCCCGAGACCGGUCUGAUGCGGAUGCUGCAGGCGCGCGUGGCCGAGAACCGCGAGUGCAUGGAGAUCCCGGUGCUGCCGCACUGCGGAGGCCUGCUGCACUUGGAGAUGAUGGGCUCGAAGGAGCUCGACGUGGGCGGGGUCGUGGAAGCCGUGGCCGGCUGGCUGGCGCUCAUGCACACACGGGGCGUGCACUCGCUCGGCCUGAAGCUGCUGCUGGAGGACGCCGAGCUGCACACCGGCGGCGAGCUCAACAUGCUUUGCCUGACCAGCUGGCUGCGCCGCGGCAGGUCGCUGAAGCGCGUCUUCUCCCUGCGCCAGGAGUUCGAAACCUUCGUGGCCGAGGCCGGCCUGCCGCCCACCGGCCACCUGCGCGACCCCCUGCACGACCCCGACUGGCUGUGCGACCUGAGCUUCCUGGUGGACAUGCAGGGGCACCUGGCCGACCUGGCCGACGAGCUGCGGGUGUCCGGCACCUUCGCCUUCGGAGUCAUGGAACACGUCAGCGCCUUCACCGAGAAGCUGCAGCUCAUGCGGUUGCACCUGAACGCCGGCGACCUGACCCACUUCCCCGUCUGUCGCGAGCUCAGCGAUGAGCUCAGCCGGCAGGGCCAGGUCGGCAACCAGCGGCUGGCCGCCCAGCGCUACCAGGAGGGGCUCACCCGCCUGCUCACCAGGUUCCAGAAGCAGUUCGAGGGCCUGUGCGCCCUCAAGAAGGAGCUGGAUCUGUUCGCAGAUCCUUUCAGCUUCCCCGUGGAGAGCGCGCCCCCCAACAUCCGGGAGGAGCUGAUCCGCAUGAAGUCCAGCUCCACCCUGCUUUGUGAGUACCACGACGAGCACUUGGGCGCCUUCUACGCGGGGCUGCCCCCCGGCUGUUACACCGAGCUGCAGGCGGUCACCAUCCGCACCGCCUCGCUCUUUGACAGCACCUGCAUCUCCGACAAAGCUUUCGAGUACUUCAUGCGUAACCAGGGGCGCCUGAUUCAGCUCUCCACCGAGGAGCAUCUGCAGGCGGUGAUCCGCAUCGCCACCAGCAACUUCGAGCCCCGCAUGGAUGAGCUCGUCCGCUCCCGAAGCCGGUCUCUCGCUUGA